This is a messenger RNA of Bemisia tabaci, 1057 nucleotides long. RefSeq lists its product as uncharacterized. The record is from RefSeq and is a predicted model, not a curated record. Lineage: Eukaryota; Metazoa; Arthropoda; Insecta; Hemiptera; Aleyrodidae.
GCGGUUUGAUGGGACGGCCAAAUGGGCCACGCGAGCGGGCGGGCAGCCCGAGUUUCGGCCAUUCGGCCACGACAGUCAGCCAAUGUCCUCCGCUCGGCCGCCACGCGCUUCGCGUCCUUCGAGAUGGACCGCUUUCCACUCUUCUGCGUCUUUUUGACAGUUUCCGUUGUCGUAACCGCAGUGGUAACGGAGUCUGAAGAAGACAGUGAAGAGGCAGAGAGCCACUCUUCGUACGAAGUCGAGGACAUUUUAAGUGGGCGUGGAAAGCAUUGCCCCUUGUGCGACUCCUCCGUUUACAGCUACUGUAGUGACAAGCUCCUUCAUGAUGCGUGCUGUUGCUUGAGCCCAUAUGACACGGAACUUCCAUAUCAGUGCAAAUUUGCUGACUGUGGAUUUUUGCAUGCAAAUUCCUGCAAUGAACAUCACCUUAUCACCUCCUGUUGCUGCAAUCAAGCGGCCAGCACGUAGAACCACACUCUUUGAACAAAGAUGCGAUGACCAUAUACAAUCGAUCUGAAUUCAGUUUGCGUGAGCAUGAACAAAGAUAAUCUCAAAGAAGUUUGUAAUGACGGAAAACAACAUGACAAGUAAGUAUUGUGCAGGGCAUAAGGUAAAGGAGAGCUUCAUUGGUUAAAGGGUAAAUAGUGAGUUCCUCAGACUGAAAGUGCUAACCAAAAAUUUUUGAUAACCAAUCAUGAACUACGCACCUAGUUUUCUUUCCUUACCAAUCCUCAAAAUAGGUGUUGAAUUCGUGAAAUUUGAUGUAAGACCCUAAUGUUUCUGUAAGCGCGAGGAAAUGUCUAUAAGACAUUUUAAUGAAUUAAAUGAAUAGAGGGAAGUAAAUUUAAAUGUUUAAGACUACCUCUAAAAAGAUUAAGAGAGAGAUAAGUCCUCUGGGCUUGAUAUGUAUAUUUUAAUUUAAGGUUCACCAAAGACUUCUUAUCAUAAUGCAAUUUCCUUUUCCGUACCUAGGUAAAUUGUUCUCGGAAAAAUAAGAAUAGAAUUUCUUGCUUUAUUAAUGAUUUUAAAUAUCAUGAUAGAGAUGUAUUUACUUCAA